This is a messenger RNA of Guillardia theta CCMP2712, 618 nucleotides long. RefSeq lists its product as hypothetical. The record is from RefSeq and is a predicted model, not a curated record. Lineage: Eukaryota; Cryptophyceae; Pyrenomonadales; Geminigeraceae. The transcript has a single exon. Bases 1 to 618 code for a protein of 205 amino acids. Gene Ontology annotation, molecular function: protein binding.
AUGACGGAGAAGGCCUGCCUCACCGGUCAUAGUGAUUGGAUUUCCAGCGUGGUAAUCAGCAAAGACGGGAAGACAGCAGUCAGCGGGAGCUGGGAUAAGACAGUGAGAGUGUGGGACCUUGAGGAGAUGACGGAGAAGGCCUGUCUCACCGGGCAUAGCGAACAGGUAAAGAGUGUUUCUAUCAGUCAGGACGGGAAGACAGCAGUCAGCGGGAGCUGGGACAAGACAGUGAGGGUGUGGGACCUUGAGAGGAUCAAGCAUGGGCCGGCUACUCUAUCCGGUCACAGUUCGGGGGUAUUAAGUGUGGAGAUCAUAGAGAACGGGAAGAUGGCUGUCAGCGGCAGUGCCGAUGGCACACUGAGGGUGUGGGACCUUGAGGAGAUGACGGAGAAGGCCUGCCUCACCGGUCAUAGUGAUUGGAUUUCCAGCGUGGUAAUCAGCAAAGACGGGAAGAUGGCAGUGAGCGGGAGUAUGGAUAAGACAGUGAGAGUGUGGGACCUUGAGAGGUUCAGGGAGAAGGCCUGUCUCACUGGUCAUCUUAGUACGAUACUAAGUGUUUCUAUCAGUCAGGACGGGAAGACAGCAGUCAGCGGGAGCUGGGACAAGACGGGACCUUGA